UAGAACAGUGUGAAAAUAUGGUUUAUUUCCUUGCAACGAAUGCGUAGAACUCACGCAUAGAGGGUUUCAGUGAUUACGCGGCCUUAAAUUACUCACGCGAAACGGUGGAUUGAUAACAGAGUGUACACGAUGCGUUUCACUACGGUUGCCUUCGCUUUGAUCGUGUUUAUUGUGGUGUUUUCGAUAUUUGUUGCGAACCUUGCCAACUUGAUCGGCAUCGACAAGCAGCUGAGUAACCGGCUAGAUGCCGCAUCGCACGAUGGACAUCAGCGGCAACCCAAACAGCUGAAGCUGGAUGAUCAGCACAACCAUUUGAUGUGGUUUUUACAAGUGUCUGAUAUACAUAUCAGUAUGUAUCUGGAUCCGGCCCGUGUCCCCCAGCUGGUUGAGUUUUGCAAUCGCACUGUCGACAUUAUAGCACCAUCGGUCGUGCUGGCAUCCGGUGAUCUUACCGAUGCGAAAACGUCCAACUUUCUCGGGUCCCAGCAGCACGAACAGGAAUGGCGCUGGUAUCACGAAGUGUUGCGCGACACAAACGUGCUAAACAAAACGGUAUGGCUUGACAUCCGGGGCAAUCAUGACAAUUUCAAUGUGCCCGCCUUGCAGACGCGCCAGGAUCUGUUUACGAACUAUUCGGCGCAAGGCAAAUAUCAUACCCGAUCGUACAUGCAUCAACUGACGGCUGGAGGCGAACGAUAUGCGUUCAUUGCGGUAGAUGCCUGUUUGGAUCCUGGUCCUAAGCGGCCCUUCAACUUUGUCGGGAUGCUGUCGCGCAAUGAAACGCAACAUCUGAUAAAUCUUGCCGAGCGGUCGCGUGAACUCGAAACGAAUUAUACCAUCUGGUUCGGACACUAUCCUACUUCGUGCAUUCUUACACCGGGAUUAGGUACGGGUGGAAUCCGUAAUCUGAUCGGUCGGUAUCGGGAAGCUUAUGCGUACCUUUCAGGCCAUUUUCAUACCCUUGGGGGAGCUGUACCGCGCAUGUAUACCCUGCAGGAGGAAGGCUUUCUUGAGCUGGAGCUUGGCGAUUGGAUGCGUAACCGACGCUAUCGCUUAGCUGCGUUCGAUCACGGUCUCUUCUCGUUUGUCGACAUCCAUCAUAACCAGUGGCCGGUGGUUCUGGUGACAAAUCCGAAGGAUGCGUUGUUUAACAUUCCAGGAAAGGAAGAUCUUCGUACGAUAAUGGAUUCUACGCAUAUACGCAUGCUUAUCUUUUCUCCAGCCAAGGUUGUAGAAUGCCAGGCAAAAAUAGACGGUGGCAGUUGGCAAGAUUGUAAACGAGCCAGCCACCAACUAUUCGUAGUGCCCUGGGAACCGAGCCGCUACAAGCGUGGACUUCAUAAGCUGCUGAUCUACGUGCUAGACGCGGAUGGCAGAAGCCGUGUGGUGGAGCAACAGUUCACCCUAGACGGGUCGCGGUUGAAGUUCGAUUUUCUCGCGAAACUGGUGCUGAUGUACGAUACGAACAAGCUGUUCCAGACAUUCUUCAGUGUGGCGUUGAUCAUUUAUCUGGUACCGUUGUGUGUGUUUCGGAUAUGGCAUACACUCGUCAGAAAAGGUACUUUGUCAAGGCCCCGACUCCGUACCGUAUGCUGUGGAGGAUGGAUUCGAAAGAUGUGGAUUUUAUCGACCGUGGAUCGCCUAAUGUUUCCCAUUGUAGGGUACUGUCUGUAUCUAACCUGCGGACCAUGGUCCAUCGGAGAAGUCAUCGAUGGUCACGUGGGAGUGGUUUUUGUGUGGGGUAUUUUUGUGAAUAAUGCUUUUCUUCCCGGAACACUUACAUAUCUGUACGGGUUCUUUCAAUUGAUGCUCUGUCAACUACCGUUGACCAUCAUAUUUGCCAACAACGUUGUACGAUGCUUUUAUCGUCGAUCGGGAGAGAGGAACUACGGAUGGAUGAUGGCGCUGUGGAAAAAUUCUGCAUUUAUUCUCAUUAUGACCGUAGAAGUAUUGCUGGCGGCAAUAUUUUGGAACUCGUACGGAUUGCUCGCGUUCAUCAUAACACCACUUCGGGCCUGGUCGAUAUUGUUAAAUUUGAUUCUGUGGUACCAAUCGCGUUACAUUCCGGAAAAAUGUCUACGAUCCGCAUCAGCUGUUUGGUCGUCAUCUGAACCAAAACUUGCUUCGUUAUCUCAUUAACCCUGUCGGAAGCGAACUGACAUCGUACAGAAAAGCUCUCCCGUAUCAACAAUAAUUUUUUGGGUAUUAUUUUUAGUUGUGGUUUUCCAUCCACUUUAAAUAUUCCUCGACUGCACGUUGCCUUCUCUAGUCUGAAGCUGUAUUCAGCUGGUAUCACAUUCGUGCUACAUGUCGUUUGGUCGAAUUUAAAUCAACCAAAUCGUAUGUGACAACCUCAAACUGAUUAGCAGUAAUUGCGGUCACAAUUUUCCACCCCAUCGCACCUCUAGUCAUUAUCAUUGUCAAAAACAAUCAAUUUAAAGCACAGGGAGCACACAUUGUACGAUGAUCACGCUUCUUGUAACUACUACAAAUCGUUACUUAACUCGUAAUAUUGAGUUUGUCUGAGGAAUGGAAAUCAAAAUCGAUUAGAAUAUAAUUAUUGCAACAACCACCGUCACAUUACCAAAAAGAAAAGAAAAGCUAGAGAUUGAAAUUAUCAAUAUAUUGCAAUUUUUUAUAAGCAAUAUUCAACAUAUUGCUGUAGAUUGUGUACACGAUGUUAGCAAGAUGUAUAGGAAUUCUAGUGAAAUAUGUUUGAUAUGUACUGCUAGAGUACCAUGGAUGUAUCUGUAGAAAAGUAUUAAUUCGUGACUGGUGUUUUCGUCUGUGUACUAACUAACAUUUUUGUAAAUAGUGGCUUUUUUGUUAAAAAUAUACUGUACAACUGUUGUGAAAGACUAAUAAAAUGUACCUGUC
Anopheles moucheti is the source of this 2877-nucleotide messenger RNA. RefSeq names its product transmembrane protein 62-like. The record is from RefSeq and is a predicted model, not a curated record. The coding region runs from base 130 to 2139 and encodes 669 amino acids. The transcript is spliced from 4 exons. Gene Ontology annotation, molecular function: hydrolase activity. Lineage: Eukaryota; Metazoa; Arthropoda; Insecta; Diptera; Culicidae.